GCCUAUUGUGACAUGAAGACUGAUGGUGGUGGAUGGACUGUCUUCCAAAGAAGAAUGGAUGGGUCUGUUGACUUCUAUCUCAACUGGACUGAUUAUGUUCAUGUUACAACCAUAGCUAUAUCCAUUGUAAAAGGAAACUGUCCAUCUGAUGUGGAAAUUCAAGGUAAUUCUACCACUGAUUAUAAUCUCCAUGCAUCUGGAUAUAGUGGUACUGGUGGAGACUCACUUGGAGUACAUAGUAUAAUGAAGUUUACUACUAAAGACAAUGAUAAUGAUCGAAAUAAUACUGGUAAUUGUGCUGUGGGAUGGACUGGUGCAUGGUGGUAUAAUCACUGCCACUGGUCCAACUUAAAUGUAAAUAUGGAGAUGAUGAUUUUGGGAAGGGAAUAA
This is a messenger RNA of Gigantopelta aegis, 390 nucleotides long. Its product is annotated as ficolin-2-like. Lineage: Eukaryota; Metazoa; Mollusca; Gastropoda; Neomphalida; Peltospiridae. The annotation marks the transcript as partial. The transcript has 3 exons. The record is from RefSeq and is a predicted model, not a curated record.